UUUUAUCAAUACGAUUAUCAUGUACGUUUUAGUUCUCUUGUGCAUAGUUUUCCUCUUGUGGUGUAUACAUUAUCACUGGAAGAGAUGGAGACUUUUCCGAAUUUCCUGGAAUAUUCCAGGCCCAACAAACUUGCCCUUUUUGGGCGCCAGUUAUCUAUUUUUAGGCAAAAGUGCACCAGAUAUUGCCACUAGAUUUAUUAAAUUUUUUGAGGAUUAUCCCGAUUUAGGGAAAUUCUGGAUGGGAGAGGAAUUGUUUUACAUCGUCACGAAACCGGAAUAUUUGGAAAUUAUUUUAAACCAUCCAGGAGCUUUAGAGAAGAUGGACAUGUACAAAUACAUGGUACCGGUUAUUGGCAAUGGGUUAAUUUCAGGACCAGUAAAAGUUUGGAAGAAACAUCGAAGAAUAAUCGUGCCGACUCUCAAACAAACAAUUUUAAACACUUUUCCAGAAAUUAUUGCCCAACAGUGUGACAUUUUGCUCGAAAUCCUCGAAAAACAGUGUAAUAAAGGUGAAAUAGAUCAAUACAAGUACAUUGCAAAUUUUUCAAUGGAUGUUGUUAGUGAAACCAUUUUCGGUGUUCCCCUAAAUGCCCAAAUCACGAACGCAAAUUAUGGUCAAACUUUUAAUAAAAUAAUGGAAGUGGUUUUUAUGCGAAUUUUCCGACUCGAUUACCACUCCGAUUUGCUUUUUUCUUGGACUAAGGAAUACAAAGCGGAACGAGAAAAUGUAAAAGUGGUUAAGGAAAUAACACGUGAUUUAAUUGAGAGGAAGAAAGAACAACUUAUGUGUCAAUUAGAAGUUGAAGAAGAUAUAAAAAAACCGUUCCUUGAAGUCCUUGUUGAAAACUACCUCAAACAGGAACUAACUUAUGAAGAGUUGGAAGACGAAGUUAGCACAUUCCUAUUGGCUGCAUCUGACACAAACGCAACUUCUGGUAGUUUCGUUUUGACACUUCUUGGGAUGCACCAAGACAUUCAAGAGAAACUCUACGAUGAAAUAAUCCAAGUUUUGGGCCCCGAACGCCCCCUAAAUUUUGACGAUUUACCCCACCUCAAAUACACAGAGCGCACAAUCAAAGAGUCACUUCGGUUGUUUCCGGGGGCUCCUUUCAUAGCGAGAAUCGCCGAAGAGGAUAUCAAUUUAGGCGAAGUAGUGAUUCCCCGAGGAUCGAACAUAGCUGUAGGUUACGUCCAUUUGCAUCGAAGUGAAAAAUACUGGGAGGAGCCUCUGAAAUUUGAUCCUGAUCGUUUUCUGCCUGAAAAUGUUUCAAAAAGACAUCCAUACACGUGGCUGCCGUUUUCAGGCGGGCUCAGGAAUUGUGUCGGAGGCAAAUUCGCAAUGAUGGUCAUGAAAAUAAUGAUAGCAAUGGUUAUACGAAAAUUCCGGGUUACGAGUUCAGUCAAGUGUGUUGAAGACAUCGGCCUGACGGCAAAUAUCGUCCUUAAGCCCAAAAUGGGCUUCAAGCUGACCUUCACCUUGCGCCAAUAAAAAAAAGUGAUUAUACAGGGUGUUUCCGCCAAAAAAUUGCAACCACAUAUUUGAAAUACCUCAAGUGGGUUUUAAUUUUUGUCACGAAACUUUAUCACCCUGUAAAAUUGACAGCCUAUAUAUUACCAAAAUCGACCAUUUUGGAUUUUGAAAUUUGAAGUUUUAAACCACGCAUUUUUUACACUUUUGAACUACUCAAGUUAUUGCCAUGCUAUGCUAAAAUAUUUAAAGAAACAAAAAAAAAGAAAGCAAUUAACUUAUUUUUUUUCUAGAUGUUUUUCGCAUAUUUAGUUGUAAGAAAGAAUUUUUCUUUUUUCUUUUUUUUACAUUUUACAUUUUUUUAUUCUUGUUCAAAUUUUAUAUCCUUUAAAAUACUUCUGGAUGUAUUAUCUAUUUUUUCAUUCGUAUUUUUUUAGUUCUAAAUUUUUUAAUAUGUACUUACUUACUACUUUUUUGUUUUUUUACAAUUAUUUUUAAUUUUUUGUUAAGAAUUGGCUUUGAAAAUUUCAGUUUCCACUCUAUUAUGUGCUUAAAUCUACCAAAUUUGACAUUUCGUGGACCGGUUUAGCAAAAUUUUGCAAAUAAAAAGAAAAAUUUUGACUGAAAAAUGUGUUAAAGACUUGAAAAUGGCAGAAAUAACACCAUUUUGAACCUGCUCAGGUAUUUUUUCCACUUAUUUUUAAUAAAAUUUUGCAAAAUAAAGGCGUUUCUAAAUGAAAAUGUAUGUAAUCGCUGUCAAAAUAUGCAAAAAUAAAGUCAGUUUCGACCAAAUUUAGUAAUUUUUCAGG
Messenger RNA from Tribolium madens (black flour beetle), 2277 nucleotides. RefSeq names its product cytochrome P450 4C1-like. Lineage: Eukaryota; Metazoa; Arthropoda; Insecta; Coleoptera; Tenebrionidae. The transcript has 7 exons. Gene Ontology annotation, molecular function: monooxygenase activity; heme binding; oxidoreductase activity, acting on paired donors, with incorporation or reduction of molecular oxygen. The record is from RefSeq and is a predicted model, not a curated record. Bases 20 to 1489 code for a protein of 489 amino acids.